This is a messenger RNA of Trypanosoma grayi, 1428 nucleotides long. RefSeq lists its product as hypothetical. Lineage: Eukaryota; Euglenozoa; Kinetoplastea; Trypanosomatida; Trypanosomatidae. The transcript has a single exon. Bases 1 to 1428 code for a protein of 475 amino acids. The record is from RefSeq and is a predicted model, not a curated record.
AUGGCGUCGAUGGGGCCCUCCGUUAGUGUGCAGCAGCAGCCAGACACGGCGCUGGCAGCAGCGGCAACAGCAGCAGCGGACGGAGCGCUGCCCGUCACCUACACACCGGGCUCUGGGCCUGGCGGCGCACUUGUGGCCCCCACAACCGCAAUAACAGGGCACUGCGACGUGCUGUCGGAAUGCGUCGCCAAGGCAGAUGAGUUGGCGCUGCAGCUGAAAGCGCAGACCGCGCUGGGGGCGAGUGCGGAGAUCCUCACGCAGGAGGGCAUGGAGGAGUUCGUUGAUGAGUUAAAGACAUCCGCGACAACGGAGAUGACGGCAUUGGUGCAGCAGAUGCAGAAGACGCCGCUGCUGCAGCAGGCCGGUAUGCACGAGCUGCGGCGCACGCUUUACUACACAACCUCGCUGAAGGAGCGGGACUGGCUGGAGGAGCCCAUGUACACUGCCGCCAUGCGCAUGCUCACGGUGGAGGUGCUGAGACGCGACAACGAUGGCGUUCUGUCAGCAGAUGAUGUUCUGUACAUUUCCACCCACGUUGUGUCGUCAAACUUCUACAAUCGCCACCUGUGGAACCGCAUGGAGAAGGCGAUGCUGAAGUACAGCAACUACGAAAACAUCGACAUGUCAUCCAUUAAGGCCUUCUCCACGCGGCUCUUUAAGACGCGCCGCGGGUGUGCGAAGGAGACGCUGGACGUCCGCCGCAAAAUCCUGCUCGCCCUAUCGCGCCGCGUCGGCGUGCUGGCGAACGACUUCGACCUGCCGUCGCUGCUGGGCAUUCUGCAGUGCUACACCGUGCACGACCUCACGCCGUUCAGCCUGGAGCCGCUGGCGGUGCGCGCGACGAAUCACGUUGGGGACUUCACGCCUCACGAGUGCGCGACCCUGUCGCACGUGCUGCGCAAGUGGCGCCUGAUGCGGCUCGAGGUGUGCGAGCGUCUCGUGGAGCGCAUUUGCACCGCUGAUCAGCUUACGCACCACAUGGCGAACGCGGCAAUGAUUAGCAUCCGGACGUGCUAUGCCAAGGUGAGCGACGGCGGCCGCAACGCCAUGAACGCGGAACCAACGCGGCAGAAGCUCCGCGCGAUGGGCGAGCAGGUGGGCUGCCGACUCGAUGAGGUGGAGUACCCCGCACUGCCCGUCAUCCUCAGCAUCCUCGACGUGGUCGUCACGCUCAAGAUAUAUGUGCCCAAGAAGUCUCUACAGACCAUCUUUGCGCAGGCGAACGACAUGCUGGCAGUCGUGAUGGAGCAGAAGGACGACCUUGUGGACCCGAAGACCGGCAAACGCGUGCGGCCCAUCACCGCGGAGGAGGGACGACAGCUGCAGGCGCUGCUCUCGCACUACGGCAACGACCUCGCGCCGGAGUUAGCGCAGCGUCUGAAGGAGGCAUUCCGUGAGGGUGUGCUGCCCGACGAGGCCUCGUUGUAG